This is a messenger RNA of Oreochromis aureus, 1625 nucleotides long. Its product is annotated as hydroxycarboxylic acid receptor 2-like. NCBI's taxonomy places the organism in Eukaryota, Metazoa, Chordata, Actinopteri, Cichliformes, Cichlidae. Gene Ontology annotation, molecular function: G protein-coupled receptor activity. Bases 93 to 1058 code for a protein of 321 amino acids. Gene Ontology annotation, cellular component: membrane. The record is from RefSeq and is a predicted model, not a curated record. Gene Ontology annotation, biological process: G protein-coupled receptor signaling pathway. The transcript is spliced from 2 exons.
AAAGAUGUGAGGAGCGCUUCAUCACAGAGUACGGGCAGCCCAAAAGGCGUCAUUUCUUUUUGUGAAGGCAUCAAAGAAGCACGUAGCUCACGAUGCAUUGCAGCUUCAAUGGCACUCUGCUGAUCAAUGUCCUCCCUCCUCUGCUGAUGACAGAGUUUGUCCUGGGAGUCCUUGGUAAUGGUUUGGCUCUGUGGAUCUUCUGCUUCCACCUGAGGCCCUGGAAAAGCAGCACAGUGUUGCUCUUUAACCUGGCAAUGGCUGAUUUUCUGCUCAAUAUUGUUUUACCUCUCCGUGCCAGCUACUACAUCGCUGGGAUCAAAUGGAAGUUUGGAAAGGCCCUCUGUAACAUCUGCCUCUUCAUGCUGGCCCUGAAUCGCAGCGGAAGCACCUUCUUCCUGAUGGCCAUCGCUGUGGACAGGUACAUGCGUGUGGUGCAUCCCCACCAUCCCAUCAACUCUCUGAGCGUCUCUAAAGCCAUAAUCGGAGCACUCGGGCUGUGGUUGGUCACCACUUCGAUGACUGCUCAUGUCUUCACUUUGUCACACGCCAACACAACGUACUGCGAGAGUUUCAUGAUUGACACCAAGUCCAAGAGUAAUCUUUCUUGGCAUAAGUUUGCAUUUCUCUUUUCCUUUUACAUGCCUUUGCUGGUCAUCCUCUACUGUACAUUCUGCAUCGUUCGCCACCUGAAAGGGAGGCAGCUGGCCCAGCAUGCCAAGAUCAAGAAGGCCUUGUACUUCAUCAUAGUCGUGGUAGUGCUCUUCAUCAUUUGCUUCCUCCCAAGCAACAUCACACAGCUGGUGAUCUGGGUCAAGACCUAUAAAUUAGCCGGUUCCUCUAGCAUGUGUUCUGAAAUGGAAAACCUUACCAUUGUAUUUUACGUCACCAUUAGCCUGACCUACCUCAACAGCGUGUUGGAUCCUGUGGUCUACUACUUCUCCAGCCCCGUCUUUAAGAACAUCUGCAGGAAGGCUCUUCAUCUGCCUGAAACAGAAAAUGCUGAGAGUACAGAGAAGAAAACCCGGGAAACUGGCUCCCAGUCGAUCAGCCAGCUGUGAUCACUAAACUGAGGAGGUAUAACAAGCAGCUUCAUAGCUAAAGGUUCAAUUUAAAGUAAGUUUGAUUCUAUCAUUAAGCUGUAAGUGCUACAGCUAUUUCAUAUUUACUAUUGUACAUAAGCUACACACUGGCACAGAAAUCCUCAGAACUGAGUAAUUAAACUUUUCAUCAGUGAAAAGCUUUUUUUUUUUUUUUUUUUUACCAGCACAUCACUUGCUUAGUAGCGAUCAUACCAAUGCUGACUGCACUUUUCUAAAUGUAUUUGUCUUCCAAAACAUGUACAUGUUAAGAUGUGUGAAUUAAACAAAGAUUCUGACGCUGAAGUGUAAUAAAGAGACAUUUAUAACCUCAUAUGAAUAAAAUUUCUUCCUGUUGUCAUGUGAAAACUAUAAUGAUGAGAAACAUAUUGCAUAUAUACAUAAUGUAAAAAAGCUUUUAUACAUGAGUUAAAAAAUCUGUAUAUAUAUUAAGGUAACUUUGAAUAAAAACAACAAAACUGUAUGAAUAUGUAUUCUUUGUCUUUAGCCAAUGCUGUAUAAACGUAUCAUAAUAAAUAUAAGUUCAUU